Sabethes cyaneus is the source of this 1029-nucleotide messenger RNA. RefSeq lists its product as uncharacterized. Lineage: Eukaryota; Metazoa; Arthropoda; Insecta; Diptera; Culicidae. The record is from RefSeq and is a predicted model, not a curated record. The transcript has 2 exons. Bases 1 to 1029 code for a protein of 342 amino acids.
AUGGGGAAUCCGCUGUCUCCAGCAUUGGCUGAUCUUGUAAUGACCACAUUACUUGACGAUGUGCUUACCAAGAUCGACAUCACAGUUCCGUGCAUCAAAAAAUAUGUCGACGAUUUGUACACCGCUCUUCCAGCAGACAAGAUUGAGUAUGUAAAGAAUGCUCUCAAUAGCUUUGACUCGCAUAUUCAAUUCACCUACGAGUCAGAAAAAGACAACCGAUUACCAUACUUAGAUAUGAUUCUAAUAAGAACCGGAGAACAAAAAAUUCUCACUGAUUGGUAUCAGAAAUCUGUAGCGUCGGGCAGAAUUUUGAACUUUUUCUCACUCCACCCGCUGGUACAAAAAUUAAACACGGCCACCGGCUUCAUUGGAAGGGUAUUUCAGUUAUCCACGAGCAAAUCGACCGAUGAGAAAAAGGCAAUUGUACGCAAGCAAUUGCUUACUAACAACUAUCCGAGCUCACUGAUCAACCGGCUGAUCAAUAGGUUUAUCAACCAAAGUGGACAAAAUUGUGAAGAAGUGAACUCGGAGGAAAAAGUAUAUCGAUCGUUGCAUCAUGUCGAUGCCCUCACCCCUGCAUUGGCAAGAAGUAUUAAACAAAACUUCAAAAAUGUCACUCUAAGUUUCAAAUGCGCCAAAACCAACAGAUUACUAUUCACGAAACUCAAAGAUUCCUCACCGCAUCUUGCAAUGAGAAACGUAAUUUACCGUAUUCCAUGCGCUGACUGUGAUAGUGCUUAUAUUGGUAUGACUACACAGCAGCUGAAAAAUCGGAUCGCCGGCCACCGCUCUCUCAUCAAACGCUAUGAAGAGUAUAAAACCUCAGACACGGAGCGCACGGACAGAGACGAGGAAUUCAAAAAGACUGCGCUAAUGAAACAUGCGAUCGAGGAACAACACAACUGUAGCAGCUGUGUUGUAUCAUAUCUGCUGGGCGAUAUCUACUUUCGAAUUACUUCACCUCUGCGAAAUCUGAAUAUCGAUAAGGAUGACACCGUCCGUUGCUAUAGCUGCCAUUGUACAGGUUAA